Molecule: messenger RNA, 2364 nt
Organism: Vigna unguiculata (cowpea)
Lineage: Eukaryota; Viridiplantae; Streptophyta; Magnoliopsida; Fabales; Fabaceae
Product: cyclic nucleotide-gated ion channel 4-like
Source: RefSeq, a predicted model, not a curated record
CUUCCUACAAUGUGUGGGUCUCUUGGGAGCAACUAACCAAGCAUAGCUCUCAUACUCUUGAGCAACCAACUUCUUUCUUCUCUCUUUCAUGUGUCUGUGUCAGAACAUUUCUCAUUCAUAAAUCUCAAUCAGAUUCUUCUAACAAUUUCACUCCCUCACACAAUCGACCCUCAAAUCAAAACCAUCCCCCCCAAAAAAAAAUCGCAUUUUUCCAUUUCUUUCUCUUAACUUUUCUCUCCACCACCAUGGCUACUACAAUAACAGAGCAUGAGUCCUCAUCAAGUACUUCGCAGGUCCUCAACUACACCCCCACUACCACCACCUCCGACGAGGAGGAGGAGGAGGAGGAGGAGAAGGAGCAUGGAGAAGACAACGAGAACGACUCCGCCGGCAUGGGAUGGUGGUCAUCGGCAGCGUGCGACGGCGCGGGACGGAGGGCGUUGGGGAAGGUGUUGGACCCGAGGGAGAAGUGGGUCCAGGAAUGGAACAGAGUGUUCCUGCUAGUGUGCGGCGCGGGGUUGUUCGUGGACCCUCUGUUCUUCUACGCGCUCUCCGUUAGUGACUCGUGCAUGUGCGUGUUCGUUGACGGGUGGCUCGCCGUUACCGUGACGGUGCUGCGGUGCAUGACGGACGCGCUUCACCUGUGGAAUAUGGUGAUCAGAAUGAAGAUGGCCAAACGCGCGUUCGGGUUGGGCGCCGCCGCCGGACUCAGAGAAACACGGCCGCGCACCGUCGCGCUAGGGUAUCUUAAGUCACGGACGGGAUUCGUUUUUGAUUUGUUCGUGAUUCUUCCUCUGCCACAGAUAGUGCUUUGGGUGGCAAUUCCGUCGUUAUUGGAGAAAGGUUCAGUGACGUUGGUGAUGACAGUGUUCUUAAUCAUAUUUCUGUUCCAAUACCUUCCCAAAAUUUAUCAUUCUGUUUGUCAUCUACGACGCACGCAAAACCUCUCUGGCUACAUUUUUGGAACAGUUUGGUGGGGAAUCGCCCUUAACAUGAUAGCUUAUUUCGUUGCUUCCCAUGCAGCAGGAGCAUGUUGGUACUUGCUGGGGAUUCAAAGGGCAGCACAGUGUCUGAAAGUGCAGUGCGGAAAAACAAGUGGUUGUAGCACAAACAUUUUGUCAUGUCAAAGCCCUGUAUACUAUGGAAGCAAGAGUUUGUUAGUUAGGGAUAGAGCAAGGUUGGCUUGGGCAGAGAACAGGGACGUGUGGCACACAUGCUUGAAGGGCCCUGACAGUUACAACUAUGGAGCUUAUAGAUGGACCGUUCAGCUCGUCACUAAUGAUAAUCGUUUGGAGAAGAUACUUUUCCCUAUCUUCUGGGGCCUAAUGACUCUUAGCACCUUUGGAAACCUAGAAAGUACAACAGAAUGGCUAGAAGUAGUUUUCAACAUCAUUGUGCUGACCAGUGGCCUUCUUCUUGUAACUAUGUUGAUCGGAAACAUCAAGGUAUUUUUGCAUGCAACAACGUCAAAGAAGCAAGCAAUGCAAUUGAAGAUGAGGAACAUUGAAUGGUGGAUGAGGAAACGAAGGUUGCCACAAGGGUUUCGACAACGUGUGCGUAACUAUGAGAGACAACGUUGGGCGGCCAUGAGAGGGGUUGAUGAAUGCGAGAUGACCAGAAAUCUUCCUGAAGGUUUAAGAAGAGACAUCAAGUACCAUCUUUGUCUAGACUUGGUUAGACAGGUGCCUCUGUUUCAACACAUGGACGAGCUGGUUCUUGAGAACAUCUGUGACCGUGUGAAGUCUCUGAUAUUCACAAAGGGAGAAACAAUAGCAAGAGAAGGAGACCCAGUUCAGAGAAUGCUGUUUGUGGUGAGGGGUCACCUUCAAAGCAGCCAAGUCCUAAGAGAUGGUGUGCAGAGUUGCUGCAUGUUAGGGCCAGGAAACUUCAGUGGUGAUGAGCUUCUUUCAUGGUGUUUGAGGAGACCCUUCAUAGAGCGUCUUCCACCAUCUUCAUCCACACUCAUAACCUUGGAAACCACAGAGGCUUUUGGCCUCGAAGCCGAGGACGUGAAGUACGUGACGCAACAUUUCAGGUACACAUUUGUGAAGGAAAAGGUGAAGAGAAGUGCGAGGUAUUACUCACCAGGCUGGAGAACUUGGGCUGCAGUCGCCAUUCAAUUGGCUUGGAGAAGGUACAAGCAUAGGUUGACUUUGACUUCUCUGUCCUUCAUAAGACCUAGGAGACCCUUGUCAAGGUCCUCUUCCAUGGGAGAAGAUAGACUUCGCCUCUACACUGCCUUGUUAACCUCACCAAAGCCUAAUCAGGAUGAUUUUGACUUUUGACAACGCUAUGUGUGUGGCUGUGAUUUCAUUAAUAUUUGCUUACACUUUUAUAAUAAUAAGAUGAAAUUAAAUUAUAAUA